This is a messenger RNA of Hibiscus syriacus, 789 nucleotides long. Its product is annotated as putative cyclic nucleotide-gated ion channel 8. Gene Ontology annotation, biological process: transmembrane transport; monoatomic ion transport. Gene Ontology annotation, cellular component: membrane. The coding region runs from base 1 to 789 and encodes 262 amino acids. The record is from RefSeq and is a predicted model, not a curated record. NCBI's taxonomy places the organism in Eukaryota, Viridiplantae, Streptophyta, Magnoliopsida, Malvales, Malvaceae. Gene Ontology annotation, molecular function: monoatomic ion channel activity. The transcript has 3 exons.
AUGGCGUCUGGAGCUGGAGGGAUCAAGAAGUGUGGAUUUAAUGUAGAUGGCUACAAAUACAGAGAGCAAGGGAAAAAGAAGGCGUCGAAAAAAUCGUUUAAUAUAGGGAUGAUGACAGCACCAGGAGGACUACUACUACUCGGUCGCAGCCUCAAAUCCGAGGUCACGCGAGUUGUGUUCCCAGAAGAUCUAAAAGUGUCCGAUAAGAUGAUAUUUGAUCCCCAGGAUAAAUCUAUUUUGCUAUGGAAUAGGUUCUUUGUUGUGUCCUGCAUUCUCUCGGUAUCUGUUGAUCCACUGUUUUUCUAUCUUCCCAACUUCGAUAGUCGAGCGCAUUGCCUUGGAAUUGAUGUAAAUUUGGGAGUCACGACCACUACUAUUCGGACAAUUAUCGAUGCUUUCUACUUCAUUCGUAUGGGUCUGCAGUUCCGUACAGCAUAUAUUGCACCUUCGUCGAGGGUUUUUGGACGAGGUGAACUUGUGAUUGAUCCUGCACAGAUAGCCUCACGAUAUUUAAGUCGUUACUUCAUUGUUGAUUUUCUUUCUGUGCUCCCCCUGCCACAGAUGGUGGUGUGGAAAUAUCUUCACAAAACGAAAGGUUCAGAGGUAUGGGCGACGAAACAGGCAUUGCUAAUCAUUGUAUUUGUUCAGUAUAUUCCUAGGUUUCUUCGUUUUGUACCAUUAACUUCAGAACUAAAGAAGACGGCCGGUACUUUCGCUGAUAGCGCUUGGGUUGGUGCUGCGUAUUAUCUGCUAUGGUACAUGCUUGCCAGUCAUACUGUGGAUGCUUGA